CACAGAUACCUGCCAAUAUGCAGAGAGUCAGACCCUGGGCCCGGUGUGUUGUUGAGGGCACGCGUGUGCGGCCCUUAUCCACAACACGAAACACAUCCACCAAAUACGACGAACAGACCGAUGUGUUAAUCAUCGGUUCCGGCGCCGGCGCUUUAACAGCCAGCUUGAGGGCAACAAAACUGGGCCUGCGCACCGUCAUCGUCGAAAAAGAGUCGACGAUCGGGGGAGCCUCUGCCGUGUCUGGGGGAGGGCUCUGGGUCCCCUGCAAUCCGGUCGCCGCAGCCGCCGGAAUCAAAGACUCGAAACAGGCAGCGCUGAAAUACUUCGAGCAAGCCGUCGGCGAUGCAGGACCGGCGUCUUCACUGCCGAGGAGGAAGGCGUACGUCGACAAUGGCCCGAAGAUGGUCCAGUUUCUGCAGAGUCUGGGCUUCCAGUUCCAUUUCGCCAAAGGCUCUCCUGACUAUUACCCGGGUCUACAGGGUGCACUGGGUGCAGGGGGAGGACGGACGAUAGAGUCAAGGGUGUUUAAUUUGAAGAACCUGGAUAAGCAGUGGUGGGCCAAGUUGCCGCCCCCGUUAUCCCCACUCGCGAUAUAUGGGAAUGAUGCGCCCGUGCUUACUCGUCUCAUGUCAUCUCCGGGUGCUUUUCUUUACACGAUGCGAGCAGUACUGCCGCUGGUGGCUAGGGCACUUGUUGGCCAGCAACCGGCCAGCCUGGGGAUGGGCUUGGUGGCGCAGCUGCUAUAUCUCAAUCUGAAACACGGCAGUACGGACAUCCGCGUGAACACCAGGAUUUCGCAGCUCAUACAGGGGGAAGAAGGUGCUAUCCAUGGCGCGGAAGUGCAAACAAUAUCCGGCUUAAAAACUAUACAGGCAACGAAAGGCGUCGUCCUCGCAGCAGGGGGCUUUGCGCAGAACCGAAAAAUGCGGGAAGAGUUCCUGCCGAGUCCUACCAAGACGGAAUGGAGCAGCUCGCCGAAAGGAGAUACGGGGGAUGCUAUCACCGAAGGCAUAAGAGUUGGCGCAGACACGGCAUUGAUGGACGACGCCUGGUGGGGGCCAACGAUCGUGGACCCAGUGACGUUCAAAAACCACUUUGCGCUCACUGAGCGUGCGAGACCGCAUUGCUUUAUUGUGGACUGUACUGGCCGGCGCUUCAUGAAUGAGGCUCAGAGUUAUACCGAUGCAGGGCACGCGCAGUACGCCAGGAAUGAGCAGGUCAGCGCUAUCCCGGCUUGGUUGAUCAUGGACGCGAACCACCGCAGGAAAUACAUGCUCGGGAAGCUGGUCCCGGGGAUGCAGCCGUCGAAGGAUGCUCUCGCUAGGAAAGUAAUUUUCAAGGCCGAAACGAUUGAGGACCUGGCGCAGCAGAUUGGGGUGGACCCGGCAGGUCUCGCAUCCACUACCAGGAGCUAUAACGAUUUCUGUACAGCAGGAGUAGACACCGACUACGGCAAGGGAAGCAAUGCCUAUAACAGAUCCUUGGGAGAUCCGGCCGCAGGCCCAAAUCCAAAUAUGGGAGUGGUGGAUCGAGCGCCGUACUACGCAGUGGCCAUCUUGCCUGGUGACCUGGGAACGAAGGGGGGACUGUUGACGGACGAGUUUCAACGGGUCCUGGAUAAAGAAUCACGGCCUAUACCGGGCCUCUUUGCUAUUGGGAACACGGCUGCAAGUAUUAUGGGACGGUCCUAUUUGGGCGCCGGGUCAACGCUGGGACCAGCAUUGACGCAUGGCUUUAUUGUUGGCUCUUUCUUAGGUCAUAAUUCAUGAAUUUAACAGUCAGCAUCUGUAUAUUAAUAAUAUUCAUAACAUUUAUAUACUGCAGAAAAGCAAUCAAAGAGUCUAUAUAUUAAGAA
Molecule: messenger RNA, 1855 nt
Organism: Aspergillus versicolor CBS 583.65
Lineage: Eukaryota; Fungi; Ascomycota; Eurotiomycetes; Eurotiales; Aspergillaceae
Gene: helE
Product: 3-ketosteroid 1-dehydrogenase helE
Exons: 1
Coding region: 18-1769 (583 amino acids)
Source: RefSeq, a predicted model, not a curated record